AUGGAAGGGAGUGAAGUGAAGCCAGCAAGAGGAGCUCCUCCUAAACCAAUGCCGUACCUCCCACAGAGACCUCCCAUAGAACCUUUAACACAGCAUGCACCUUCUGAUGGAUCGCCUCCUACUAAACCUGGCAAAAAGCCUCCACCAUCUGUUCCCCCUCCCCCUCCUCCUAGAGUGGACCUUGGUGAGACAGCAGUGGAUGUGGGCAGUUCAAUCAAAGAACAAAGUAACAUUAACCUGGCACAGAAAGGAUCACCUAAACCUAAGUAUGAAAUUAACCUGUUUCUUUGUGUGUAUUUGUCAGUAACCUGAGCCAGCCAAGGACCAAGAGUCAGCAAAUUUCUACUUGUUUUCUUGACAGUCUCUUAGUUUUGAAUUAGAACUAUUGUUAGGGAAAAUGGUGAAAGCAUGCAUGCACCAAGGAUAAAAAUUGGGGGGUGUUAAAACACCUCUUAGUCCCUGUGAUAUAAUGUCAAAUUCUCCUUUAUUUUAUGAGCAAAGAUGUGUCAAUUUAGAGGGAGAAUCAACAGUUUAUCAUUUUGAUGUCACUUGGAACUUUUUAAUAGGUACCCCUUCAAGACGAUUUUAACAGCCGCAAUUAAAAUAUGUAUAUUUUUUCGGAGAUCAUCAUUUUUGUAGAUCUUAUCUAAGGUCUUAAGUCAUGCCAAUUUUGCAAUUUUUGCCAUAUUAAUUUACAGUGUAGAGUAUAUACUAUUUUUGUGAAGAGGAAUUUUGUUCCGUACUGUUGAAUUUUCAACUUUUGAGUUUAAUAUGCUAGUGAUGAAUAAUUUUAUUGUAUCACUUUCACAUCAUCUCACAUUAGAAUAGAUUGGAAAUUGUCUUAUGUGCAUGAGCAAGGCCAGCUGUACUCUAGCAGCACCCAGCCCCUGUUUCCUAACCUCUGUUACUCAGGUUACUACAAAAUCUUUUUAACCCCCCCACCCCCGAGAUAAUUUGAAGCAAUUUGCUUUUUCCAAAGGUGGUUGAAAAAUCGGGAUUCCACUGUAUUAUUAAAACUAAUUCUACCCCUAGUACUAUGCAAUGGCCAAUUUUUUCUCUCCGUGUACUUUCCAUAAAUGCAGUCAUUUUAAGUAUCCUUUCAGUUCUACAACAGUUACAGCCACUUACUAGCCUUCCAAUAAUUAUUGUACAAACGAUCUUUCUACAACACUUUACAAGCAGUUAAAAGCUGCCAGUGCACAAUCUAAUGCACUCACUGUAUCAUAAUCGCUUCGUUUAGUUUAAAUAUUCUGGUCAUUAUAUAUUUUUAUUGUAAUUCCUAAAGCUUUUUAAAUGAACCUCGUCUCUGUAUAGCCGAUUUUUUAUGGAAAAAAUAACGCAUAAUUUCCCUUCUUACAUUAAACCUAACCUUACUUACAAUUAUAUUUCACACUUGAUUUGGGUUUUUUUCCUCUCCGUUUGCCUGCCAAAUAUUCCAUGUAACUUUUCACAGAUUCUUCCCAAAGUGACAGUCGCAGAGAAGUUGUACUGUAACUGAAUGUAUAUGUUUUUGUUUGUUUAGUCCUAAAGGUAGACCUGAAAUCUCCAUUGUGUCAGCAAAACCAAUGGAUUCUUCAGGAGUGAUUCCACUUCCUGCAGUCCCCGCCCAACCUGCACCAGCAUUUGAAGAGCCUUUACCCAAGGCACCACAAAGGCGAAAACCCAAGGGCCGUGAGCCCCCGCCUAGACCUAAGACACGCCCAGUAAGUGAGCUUACGCUGGAAUCAGAUGAACUGGAUAUGGGCUCAGUGAUAUCUGAUAAGAAGAUAAAUACUCACAAAGAGGAUGUUAGUAAGGUCGAUGGCACUAGGUUGAGUAAUACUCCAACUUUUCCAACAAAGAAAGUGAAAAAUGACAAGCCUGAAAUUAAUGAUGUGUUAAGAACUGAUGAGCAUACUAAUGACAGUGGAAAUGUUAACGAGAAGUCAGAGUUACGCCCAAGAGAUUUGUGUGAGAUAGGAGAGGACGAUCAACAGGUUAACAAAGUUGGUGACAAAUCAACUGCAAUAAAAGCAAAACCCAGGGAGAGGGAAUCUAGAGCUUCAUCUGGUGUUGAUGAAGUAAAAGAAAAAGGUUUGGAUGGUACUGGAAUCCCAGUUGUGGAUGCACUGGCUGCAGGAAAGAAGACUAAACCAACAGUUAUUAUUGCUAAACCUCCGAAGAAAACGACUUCUUCUCAGGGACCGGAGGAAAAAGACGGAAUUGAGGAGCAUAAGGGGGAAAAACCGAUUCAUGUCAGUACCCAGGAGAGAAAACCACCUCCUCCGGCUAAGAAACCCAAGCCAGCUGUUAAACCCAAGCCCUCCAGUGUGGUGGAACCAGCUGUUAAGGAAUCCGCAGAGGACAAGAAGCUUGAUAGUACUGUAGCCCCUAAACCAAAGGCGAAACCCACUGUGAUAUUGCCAGCUAAACCAUCUAAAACUACAGACGUACCAAAGACUGGUGGUGAAUCUGCUGAGGAGAAGGAAGCGAAUGGAGUCCAAAAGAAAGCACCUCAGCCAACUGUGAUAUUGGCGGCCAAACCUUCUAAAGUUACAGAAACACCAACGCCUGGUAGUGAAUCUGUUAGGGAGAAAGACGAAACCGUAGCCCAGGUGAAAACGUCACCUCGGCCCACUGUGGUAUUGCCCUCUCAACCUUCUAAGAUUCCUGAAGCACCGAGAGAUUCUGAUAAAGAGACUUCUAAGAGCGAACAAGAUGGUCAGACCUCUUCAAAGGCAGCUUCUGCUGAACCUGGAGAAAUGCAAGAUCAGUCUGCUGCACCUCAACCAGUGAAAACUAAGCGCGUACCAACCGUUAUUAGAGCGCCACGCCCUCAGGGGCAAGAGACAGAGCGCGUAGAGCGCAAAGCACCCAAAAGACCACAGAGAGGACCAAGUAUUAGAAGAUCAGCGCCACCACGGCCAGAUAGUGCUCCCCCCGCAAAGAAUGAGGAUCAGAGUGAACUUGCAGCUGGUGCUCAGAAAGAAGAAGCGAAACCAGAUGCUUCUGCUCUGCUGAGUGAUAAAGUACAAACUAAAUCAAGGCCUCACAGACCAGUUACUAUUCCUGGAGUUAAAGAAAAUGAAUCAGUUUUAGAUAAAAGGAAAUUGCGUGAGUUAGAGUCGUCAGUAGGGACAGAAAAAAAUAUAACUAGAAAAGGCUCAAAGAGGGGACCUCCUCCUCCCAGACCCCCUGCAGCUGAUUCUCAUAGAGGACAAGUGGAGACCACAUCAGACAUACGCGAUGAAGUUCAUUCCUCAGAUGAACAAUCAAACGAGAAACAUAGACCUGCGCCUCAUAGACCUCCUUCGAGUAAGCUUGCUGGUGGUAAGGCCAGCGUUAGUUCAGACGCUCAAAAAACACAGGAUCAUAAACCUAAAGAAAAAAGCAAGCCACCUCGGGCUUCUUCACGAACUCUAGAUGGUACACACCCAAAAGAUUUGCGUGACGAGCCUUUGGAAGCUCACGUGGAAGUUGAAACCAAACCAGCUAGGCCAGCUCCUGCCGCUUCAAAGGCAGAUGCUGCUAGUAGGAAUGCAGCUGAGAUACGAACAGUAGCAGAGUCAUCAGCGGAUGAUCACGUGAACAACACAUGCACUGUACGUGGCUCAAGGGAGACAGAUCAUUCUGUUGCUAAGGGCCAUGAAAAGGCUUCAAAGCCCAAAGCAAGACCACCUCGACCUAUAUCUGCAUCGACUUCAAAGCACGAGAAACAAGCACCAUCACAACCAGUAGCAAAGUAAGUAACAUUGUCUUUACUGCUCGUCGCUCUCUUAAGUGUUUAGUGAAAUAAGAAAGCGCCUUGCUUAUAUAGGAGGUACACGUAGCCCCUUUAGCUCGUUUGCUGACAGCAUACUUAAAGGAACGCCAGCAAAACGUCAAAUUUGGCAUAUAAUGUAGCAUGAUUGAAAUAUCAACUGUCUUGAGGGAAAACAACAAGCUGUUUACAGCAAACGCCGAAGAGAUGAACUUAGGACCACAGAGAAACAGUUCUUGCGAGGAGUUAAAGCGGAGCGCGAACUCAGACCUCUCGAUUAAGAGUCCAAUGGUCACAUGACCACGCCAUAUCCUUCUCGCUGGUACACUCCGCCAGUGUUUACCGUAUUUUCUCGAUUAAAAGCCGGGCCCCGUUGAAACUCUGGCCUCCAAAAACGCCGGGUCAUAACUGCCGACUUUUAAGUAUUAACACCGGGGGCGUUUAAUCGGGGCCCUGGCGUUUGAUCGAGGUCCUGCGUUUAUUUGCGGUCGAGGUCUUAAGGACCGGUAACAAAUAAAUAAAAUCUCUUGAACAGCACUGUAACGGCAUACCAAGUACAGUAUGCUGUUUUGGUAUUUUAGCAAAUGUUCAAAGGAAAAAUACUGGCAUAACACAACUAUACCAUAAUACUGUAACUUGGGGUAAUGGUAAUCAUCCUCGGAGAUCCAGGGGCGGGACGAAGGGAAAAACCGUCCUCCCGCCACCCCCUGACAAACUGCCCCCGGGUCUCCAAAGAUCGGUAUUAAUAAAUCAACCUGAAAAUGACAAAAAAUUGUAUUUCAUUAAUAAACGCCGGCCUCGAAGACAAACCGGGUCAAAACUGCCCAGGGCGUUUUUAUCGAGAAAAUACUGUACAUUAGCUAUCAUCUGGGUCAUGUAGAAAUGGAAAAAAAGAAAAGGUGUCAUUUAGCUGUACCGCUUAUCUUGUUUCAGGUCCAGGAAAAAGAAAAACGAAGGCGCUUCCUCAACCCAAGUGUCAUCUGUUCUUGAAACGUACAUUGAGCCCUCUGCUAUAGCACUCUAUGAUUAUGAGCCUACCGCCUUGGAUGAUUUGUCUUUUAGCGUAAGUAGUUCUCAUGUUUUUGUUUGUAAUAUAAAACCUGUUUUUUUCCCUUGUAACCAGACUUUCUUUACAGCUGAAACAUCCGGUAACAAAGUUCCCCCCCGGAGCAUAUGCCCCGGAGUUAAGGAAAGGUUUUCAGGUCGUGGGUUCCCUUAGCUUCAGUGUACAGGGGCCAUUCCCCGUUUCUCGAAAGUCGCGGUAACCUUUCAGAAGUCAAAUAUUCAAAAAAAAUUUAAAGGAUAAAAGCGUGUUUCGUAGGGAAAAAAUCAGUUCAUUUUGUUCUGCUAACUAAUAAUUUUGGCAUGGUUUCUGUAAAGCUGUUGAAACCUUUAUGGUAAAUGUAAACGGAACAACAGCUUUCCUGGACCUUCAAGAAACGGUCCUCUAAUGUACCAAACCUAAUGUCAGACCUACCUUAAGGCGAUGUUACACGAGACGAUUCGCAACGACAAUUUUUAGCACAACACAGCGUUGCAACAUUGUUGCGAUAUUGUUUUAAAGGCUUGCAACGUUGUUCCAACAUUGCAAAGCUGUGUUGCGCUAGAAACCGUCGUUGCUAAUCGUCCCGUGUAAAAUCACCCUUGCAUGGAUUGGUACAGAACGUUUCGCGGAUACUUAUUUUAGCGAUUUUGGAGAGACACUUUGUCGCGGGUUUUUAUUUUCGCUAUUACAAUAGGCGAAUAUAAAAAAAAGGGUAUUAAAUUUUGUUAUUUUAAAAAUUCUGAACUUUUUAAAGUUUGUAGAUGAACUGGAUGAGUUACAAUACAUUACGGAACGUACCAGUAACACCAGUUAAUAAUUUGUGUAUUUGUCAGUUCAUAUCCUGUGUACAUGUUUUUGAAGGUUAGCCAUUUUUCCCAUGAUUUGACUGAUGAUUUUCUACAAUGGGUAUUUAUUAUCUUGGCGUCAGUGUUUAAAUUUGGCGAGGAUUUUUAUUAGAGGAGCGAUGAUUUCACAAUCAGUAAAAACGCGAAAUUAAUUACCAAUAAGGUACUCAAUGCAGAUUCAAUUUGACGAUUUCUCAAAAUCAUGAUAGAAAAUGAGUAGAUAAAAAAUCUUGUGCAAACUAAUUCUUGUUGAUGAAACUGCCGUGUAACUACUAACUUUUAUGUGGACGUGAUGAAUAGUAACCGUCGAGUAAAGGAAAAACUUGCUCACAUGAAACAAAUUGCUGUUUGUCGUUUGCCGUAGACGCGAUUCUAAAUCUCUUUACACACCAAAAAGGACUUGGUGUAGAAGUUGCGAGGAGUAUUAUACGGGACUUGUUGCUACAAGUAUGUCAAGAGAUUUUAAGAGAAUUCCUCGAAGAAAUCCACUAUUACAAUUUUUAGUGAUUUUUCCGAGUCACAUUGGGCUAACUUGAGAAAUGUUAGCCUAAUUUUGACCAGGUUGCAGCCCUUUUCCUCGUCUUCACCCGUCGCUCAAGACAACCACAGAGCUUUAGAGCAAUUUGUGAAAUACUUGUUAACAAGUUUUGUAAUCUUUCCCUUCCGUCAAAUACGUUUUUUGUUUUUCUCUAAAUGUCUUUUUUCUGCAUGCUUUUUGUGUUGUUUCUGAUUACCAACUAGCAAUUUUGCUCAAAAAAUGCAAUUGGGUAUGGUUGGAAAGAUCUCUUAUCUCCCUCUGUUCAAUUUAAGCGUCAAAAUUAUCUGUGACUGUCAAAUUGAUGAUGUCACAAGGGGUACAAGGGACGUAGAGUGUGAGUGGGUUACACCAUUACUGACUUAUUAAUUUUGCAGUCAUUACUUUCUGAAUUAAUGAGCUUGGUUUUUACAUUUCAUUUAUCCUAAUAGGCAGGAGAUGAGAUUGUGCUUGUUAAAAAGAUAGAUGAUGAUUGGUACGUUGGUCGGCUUGGAAACCAGGAGGGGAUGUUUCCUGUGAAGUUUGUGGAAAUCAUUGAGGAUCUUCCUCAAGAGACCACACAGGAAGACCAGGUAAGAAUCCCUGAAAAGGGCUACUAAAUGUACACGAAGCCCACACUUUUUGGUUGCCGAUAGAAAAAGGUGUAAAUUUUUUCGCAUUUUUUCUAUUCUUAAUCUUUUUGCCCCCCGCAGGGUUCCGGCCGAGAGCCCUGAACCCGAGGAGACACCCUAAAUUCCCCCGCGUAUAGAAGUAUCGAAAUCUUCUCAAAUGAAGAAACUAGGCGCGCAAGGUGAUCCCGGUUAAUUUUUCAGCAUGCAUGCAAGGAGGUAUUGGGAAAUUCUGGAAACAUGUCGUUGACCGGUUAGCAUUUAAGAUUCCAUCAUCCAGAACCACCUUCCCCUCUUAGGGACACUUACAUGAAAUUUCUAAGUCUCUUCAAAUUUUUACUCUUCUUUUCUUUGCCUAAGUCUAAGUCCCUUCAAUUAUAUAGUGACAAACCUAACAGUAAAUGAAAGCUAACCAUUUGGAGUCAGUGCUUAGACCUAAUUACUAUAUUCAGUGCUUAACCCUAAUCACUAUAACGUUUUUGGUCAAAAUUAAAAUCCCGGUUUAUUAUCACCCCUGGGUUUAGACAAGGGUGGGUGGGCGGGUGGCUUGUAAGCGAAAUAAAUAUCUUCUCCAAACGAACUGAUAACAACACUCAAUUUAAUUCAGUCCAAGAGAACAUCCACAACUCGAAUUUAAAUAGCUACCACAACAUAUCCAAACAAGUUAUAUAUAUAUAUACAUUGGAUACCUGCAGAAAGGCCUAUAACCUGGGAGGGGGAUUAUGAUCGAAUUUUUUAUAUAAAUUCUGUCUACAAAUAAAUGGGCUUAUAGGAAACUACGUCUCUAUUUUUUAUCCCACGACUGGAGCGUUAGACCUGAAUGGCAUUUCAUUAAUCUCAGCACAGAAUUCAGGGGGACAUCAAUUAUUCUUUGGGGCGUUUCACUCUUAUCACCUAUACUAAACGUUUCAUUUACGGUGCUUUCCACAGCCGAGUGCGGUGCCAGCAAGCUCCCCGUUUGAUGUAAUGGCUUUAUAUGAUUUCCAUGGAAACGACCAGGAUGGCGAGCUUGUCUUCAGUGCAGGGGAUAUGGUCCACGUGAUCGAAAAGAUCAAUGAUGAUUGGUUAAAAGGAGAAACCGGUGGACAUACAGGGGCUUUCCCUUGCAAUUUCGUUGAUAUAAGUAUAGACAUAAUCAAUAAAUUACCACAAACUGAAAUAAACGUGUCGGCAAACAAGAGUAGGAAAGAGACACAUUCAAAACCUGGGCAUACUCUUCAGUGUAAAGCUCUCUUUGAUUACAACAGCGGUGUGGCAGAAGAUCUCAGUUUUAGCGUGGGAGAUGUCAUUGAAGUGCACGAGAAAAUAAGUGACGAGUGGAUUAAGGGCAAGCUUCAUGGACAAGUCGGGAUGUUUCCCUCAGCUUUUGUGGAGAUGCUUGAAGGUGCACAGGAGAAAAUAGGAAUUGAAACAGGUAAAAAAACGAAAUUUAUUUCACAGCUCGUCGAUCUAUUUUUCGCUGCAGAAGGUCCUCAGACAUUACAAUAGCCUAAAAAGGAGUUGUGAUUACAACUUCGUUUCCAGGGUCUCUCCUGGGCACUAGCCCCUACGGAUAGGUGAGAACUGUGGUAACGAGGUUGCUGUGAUUAUAGUUAUCAGCGGAUUUGGCUUGGAAGCAAGCAAAGGGCUCAGUGUGUAUUGUAGGUACCCAUUAAGUUCGUUUGCUUGUCUUCUGAACAAAAGAAUAUUUGACUGCAGGUUUAGCUGUAAGAUAGCAACAUAUCAUUUUCAUAUGACGUCACGGCGCCCAUAUUUGUAUGCAAAACAAUGAAAUGGCGGUUGUGUCGGUGUACCACAAAAGUCCUAUGGGGAUGAAACUCUUUUCUCAUGUAAAAACUUUUUUUUGUUCUAAUGCAUUUGUAGAGCUGCUGACCACGUAAGGGAAAACGGUCUUUUGCACCGGGGUAAAAUCCACAAUCAUGAGUGAUGCGCAAGACUUGUUCAAGUCGUGAAAGUUGGAAUGGAUUCACCACUUGUUCAAGUCUUGAAAGUUUCAUUCAUGUUUAACGAGUUGUUAAGAGGUGUUUAUCAUUUCUAAGUGGUAAAUGAUCAGAAACGCUUUCCUUCAGUAUUAAAAUAAAGUGAGGUGUUACGCAGGCUACCUUAAACAUUAAUGUGCGGGAUCAAGUUAGGUCUCUGGGAAACUGCCCACCUACCCCUCCCCUAAGUCAGCAUUAACACUUACUUCUCACUUAAGGCAAAAUGUUGUCCAAGAUGCGUAGCGCGUGUUAAAGAAAUGCGUGAAUUAAGUAUUCCUCGUUCUACAAGCCAACUAUUUGUUACACUUUCAUUACUUGGCACGCCACGCCACACGGUUGGACAACACAAAGAACGCACUAAGCUUGUAAGCAGGCAGAUUCAGUCUUACCAGUUGCACAGCUCGUCGCACGAGAGCGAGUACGAGUCGCACCACUUGAAAAUAGCCCCUCUCUACAACCUGCAACCUGCCACUCAAAUUCGAAGUGUCCAUAAUAAGGUGCAGGUUAACCAGGGUACUUAUCAUUUACAUGGGAAAACCGGAAAUUCCGGUGGGAAAUUCAAAUGGUUCACCCAAUUCCGUUUGGGAAUCUUCAGAAAAUAUGGGCUGUGAUUUGAGGUGAAGCAAUUUUCCAACUCAUUUUAGCCUGUUCAGCUGAUUUGUAUAUACUUUGUAGCGGAUUGUUCUUCCACCACGUCAAAUUUUAUAGUUUUAUACUCAUGCACAAGAUUUCUACCCGGGUGGUUUGUGUAAAUGGUAAGAACCCCAGCUGUACGAAUCGUACGACCCUCCUUCACCUCUCAGGUUCGAAAAGCCCCAAUGAUAUGCCGUAUAAUCGGAUGUGCGACGCGUACAAGUUGUACCCCUUGCAAAGACUCCCUACGGGGUACUCCUCCGGUCUUGCCAGCUCUCCGCUGAAUUACUGUACUUCACUUAUUUUCUGUUGUUAGAAGAGACGAAGAAACCUGUGGUGGAAUACGGCACGGCUCGGUAUGAUUUCACUGCGUCAGCAUCUGAUGAAUUGUCCUUCAGGAAAGGAGACAGGAUAGAAGUUACAGAAAUUGUCAGUGAUGAUUGGCUGAGAGGGAGGCUUGGAGAUCACGAGGGAAUGUUUCCUCAAGCUUUUGUUCAACUUUCAAAAGAGCCAGGUACAGCCAGCAAUCAUCUCAUUUAUUGUCACGCUCUUAAACGGCAGUUUUAUGUGUUUUACUUCAUCUAAAAUACGUACUAACCAAACUGUGACCAAACUGGAUGUUUGGCUCCUCGAUCAGUCUGUUGUGUGAUUUUUUUUUCCGGAUGGAAAACAAAUAUAUAACCUUGGAAGUAAAUUUUAAGCAUUUCACGAUAAAUAGGAAAGCCUUUAGUUUGCUAUUUUUAAGUACCCCUGGAAGAAACGCAAAUGUCGUGAGAAUUUAGUCACGGAUUCUCAUACCUGACAACAACGAUCCUGUCCCAGGCUAUUACCCUAUGAGCCAAUCGUCAGUUUCUACAGACUGCGUUGCCUGGUUGAUUUCGAUAUCUGUGUUUGUUAAACCCUUUUAGGACCUCAGCCUAGGAAGAAUGUCAGAGCUACACCAAAGGCGAAGGCUCUGUUCGAUUUUGAUGGCGAAUAUGAAGAUGAAUUAUCUUUUAAGGUAAUUACUUACCUUCAAUUUGUUUAGGAUCGCGACAUUGUUCUUAGUCUUUGUUCGCAGGCUAAAGUUCUUUCCGUUUCUGCCUAUUUCCUUUUCGUAAACUGUCGUUGCCAUAUUUAACGGUCGAUGCCACCACUGGUAACCAAGCCUUUAGUCAUGAUGGAUGUAAUAUAUUCCCUGGAUUAAGUUACAAUAAGGAAAAUAAUACGUUUUUGAAUAGUCUUAGAAAAACAACGUUGAAGCCCAAGUUGAAUUUACGUUAAAAAUUAUGGAAAGGGCUAGGGCGGUCACCUGAUUUCACAGUUCUGAAAGACAGUUUUGCUAGUGUAUCUACUUAAUUGUUUCGGAAUUUUGGCGGUCGGUGUGGUAGUGUAGUGGUAAGGGACAGAGAUUACGGUACCUGAUCGCAACCCUGACCUUGAGUUGCGAUUUUCUUUCUUUUUAAUAAAAACACUCUCAAUAACAGGUCAAAAGUUUCAAGUGUCUUAAAAAUGGCAGCGACCGUUUACGAAAGGGACAACUGCUCCGCGUCCAGUUACGCUUAGGGCGCGAAUAUAAAGUUGAAUAACAGACUAAAAUGACCAGAAAUACCACGCUCUCUGGAUUGUUAAAUCAUGAUAUUAAUCAAUUAGUCAUUGAAAAAAUUACUUAGUUAUUGAGUCAUUAUAUAUGUCAUCGGAUUUUACUUAGAAAUCUAACCUUUUUGGUCAGACUUUACAAACUAAAAUUGAAACCUGCACCACAUGACAUGACAAAAGAGAGUUUUAGAUUCUGAGACGAGGAUGACUGCGAGUACGAGAUUUUCUCAAUACUAAGUGGUGCUCGCGCGUGAACCAGCGUCAUUUUGGCGGGAAAACGUGAUAGCAGUCGUCAUUCUUCUACGAGUGUUAGCGAGAUAGCUUCACUAAUUCUUCAGAUGAAAAAUAUUACAAUGAAGCUUUCCGGGUUGAAUAUUUUCGAGAGAACGCGGAAAAAACUUAAAGUUAAAUCGCGUACUCGUACUCGCCCUCUCCUCAAUUCUAAAUCUCUCUAAAAACUAAACACAACGGACAAUCAUCUGCUAAAGGUCUUGGACCGACAAAAAAGAAUAAGGUUCUUCUCUUGUCUGUCUCUUUAAGGCGCUAACCUUUCCAAGGCAAACACUAGCCUCCUCCGCAGGCAACUCCUAUUGUAACGGUUGUACUGACCGUGAGGAGUCUGAGAACGAGAAAAAGAGAAAAAAGUGGUGAGGGGUUGAGAUUGGUUGGGAUCACUGUAAUUCCCCUUUUUCUCCCCAUUCUCCUACUCGUUCUCUAAAACAGGACUGUGAAGCCUGCGGAGGGGGCUAGGCAAACACUUGGAGCAGCUCUUCAAAUGAGUUCAGAAGCAUCGCCCCUUUCAAACCUCUAAUUGAAGGCUAUGUGAGACGCCACAGCAAGCGAUACCGGGUCCUGAUUAAGCAUGCGCUCGUCUUUGUCUUUACUCAGGUCGACGAUGACAUUAUUUUGUUGGAACGGAUAAAUGACGCAUGGCUGAAAGGUCAAGUGAACCACAGAGUCGGCAGAUUUCCUGCAGCAUUUGUCAAAGUUUUGACACCACUUGCUUAGGUUUUACUUAAUUCAAGACCGCUAUUAGGUUUUAAAAUUGGGACUUGGAAAGAGCUUUGUGAUUGGGUCAAACCUUCCUCCUCUGUCGGUUUGAUUUAUCCUGAGGCGUAGGCAACGGACGUAAAGGAAGCAGAAACAGUUUCAGAGGAAAAAGGAAAAAUUCCUUUCUUUGUAUCUCCACUUUCAUCUCCGUCUGUCUAUGCACUUUAGAAUCAAUUAGCUACGUUUUGGUUGUCUGAGGAUGUGAUCGUUAAAUUAAUUGCUGUUUAUUUUGUGAAAAGUUUGAACCCAGGAGUGAUUUCAUAAGUAGGUUGAGUUUGAUGAUCGUCCGGGUGAGCGUAGUCCUGAAUAGGACUGUUGUUGACAGUGACUGACGUUUCGACAACCUGUGCGGUAUAGUCAUCUUCAGAGUCAAAAGAGUUGUAUCAUGUCAGUUGCAGUGGAUGGUAUAAAACUGUGGUUAUUGAUCUGAUUGGUCAAUUAAGUAGCGGAGGAGGGUAUGGUGAAAACGUGCUUUCUUUAGGAUUUUGACCUAUCAGAUUAACUGCUCGGUUUAGCUUGGCCAGAGUAGGUUUUUUUGAAAUUGGUAUGUCAAGUAAAAACCGCUCUUUGUAUAGGUUAUAUAGCAUUCUGCAGGUAUCUUCUAUUCCGGUAUUGUGAAUCUGGGAGGGAGACAUAGAGAUUUUUUGGCGUAAACCAGUUUUAAUAUCGGUCUCUGCUCUUGAAUUUUGGAGCUCUUUGGAUAGUGUUUCUUGUUGAAGUUGGUUUUCAAUUUGUAAAGAUUCGGAG
This is a messenger RNA of Porites lobata, 12759 nucleotides long. The record is from the annotation of a GenBank genome assembly. NCBI's taxonomy places the organism in Eukaryota, Metazoa, Cnidaria, Anthozoa, Scleractinia, Poritidae.